CAGUUCUUUGAUUUCUACUAAUGGGAUUAUCUAUGAUGGUGUGUGCAGGGAUACAUCGCCACUUUGUUCUUUAUGGUCUGAUGGAGUAUCUCGGAAGAAGCUUUGACCGACAGUUCACAGCGGAUGAGGUUCUUCAGCUACUUGAUCGUUUCUACAACAUCGACAUGCUGAAAUCAGACGAUGAGGACAUGGACAUUCUGAAUCAUGAAGAAGAUUUUACCUUGCCUCAGAGUUUCUUUGAUAAGGAAGAACCAUGACAGAGCAAGAAGAAGAGAUUUUUGUUUCAUUUAUCUUCUUCUCCCAUCUUUUUGUAUAUGGUUAGGUUUGUCCUCAGCUCUUAUGCUAAGGUUUUUAUUCUUCUUCUGAAUACUGCAGUUUGAAUGUCCAUAAAACCAUCAUCAAUAAUGAUCAUUACUCUGUCCCAAGAGUUUAAUAAAUCUUAACAAGCUUUUUGUUUUGCGGACU
Messenger RNA from Camelina sativa (false flax), 465 nucleotides. The record is from RefSeq and is a predicted model, not a curated record. Lineage: Eukaryota; Viridiplantae; Streptophyta; Magnoliopsida; Brassicales; Brassicaceae.